GAGGGCGAGCGAAUACCAGAAACUGCCAAACUCAAGUCGAUCCCUAAUGACGAAAUUUUGUGGUGAAAUGGAACAAAGCCUCAUUCGUCGUCCAAUCCCCGUGCAGUCCUUGGGAGGUGGAGCCGCCUUUAACAGAGACUACUAUUACUACCGCCCCCAUUCCACAUGCGUAUCUCACCCUCGUGUCAUCAUCGUUGUCGUACCACGCGUCAAUGAGACACCUGCCCCCAACUUUCUCGCAUCUACACCUUUUCCGUCGACGAGACCCUCUCCAUCAUCAACUCUACUACCCACAACCACCUGCUUUUCCUUCCCCACAAUUCUCUUUUCAUUCCAAAACAAAACGUCGGCUGUUUCAUCUUCCUUCAUCCCCAUUUAGUUAAUUAUUAGCUUAGCGCUCUACUUUCGCAUUUAUAAUUUUUUUUUUUUUUUUUUUGGUGUGGGGGAGGGAGGGGGUGAUUCCUUGUUCGUCCCAUCUGCGUCGAUAAUUCAAUAUAUUUUUGGAAGACCCAAGAGCCUUCCUGAUUUGGAUAUUUGGUUGCUGAGAGCAUAAAGAGCGAAACCCAAAAAAAAAAAUGGAAGAUCUGAAGGGCUUUUACCGUCGACGCCGCUCCAGUUUUCGCGGGAUUGCUAACGGAAUUUCGGCGCUACUACUGUUCCUCUUCUGCUUCCGCGAGGCAAAUCCUUCUCUUUGGGGAUCGCCGCCUUUCAAGUUGGCUUCUUUACGCAGCAAUCAAAUUGAUGGGGUUGUGGCUGUUCAUAAUCGGAGGCGAAUUGCUGAAACCCAUGUUGCUCUUAGUUCAUCACCGGAUUACAGUAGUACGGGAAACGGCAGAGGAGGAUCCGUGCAGAAUAAUUUGAGCAGCACCAUGAGAACUCCCACGUCUUGCGCUGGAUUGCACAAACACAAAGGUUACAAAAGCCGGUGCGAUUACUUAAUUGCCAAUCCCCAGUGCGGCUCGGGGGGCUUCUUCAAUUACCUUGUCUUCUUUUACUGUGAUUGUGAGAAAACCAGUGUCGUUGCUUAUGUUGUUCUGGCUAUCUGGUUAGUUGCUCUGUUCUAUCUACUUGGCAAUACCGCGGCUGACUACUUCUGUUUCUCUCUUGAGAAGCUGUCCAGCCUCUUGAAACUGCCGCCUACAGUUGCAGGGGUUACACUGCUUCCUCUUGGGAAUGGGGCACCGGAUGUUUUCGCCAGCAUUGCAGCUUUUGUGGGCACUGAUGCCGGGGAAGUUGGCCUCAACAGUGUGUUGGGGGGAGCCUUAUUCGUUACUUGUGUUGUUGUGGGGACCGUUUCUCUUUGCGUGGCAGAACAGAGGGUUCGGAUCAAUAAGAGAUGCUUCAUCACAGAUGUAUGUUUCUUGCUUUUUACGCUGCUCUCCCUUCUUGUUAUUUUGAUUGUGGGUGAGCUGAGUGUUGCUGGCGCGGUUGCAUUUAUUUCAAUUUAUGUUCUCUAUGCCUUCUUUGUUGCUGCAAAUGAGGUUCUGAAGAAAUAUGCACAUGGGCUGGGACUGAAUCCAGUUACGCGGUUGCUUCUUCCUGUUAAAUCCUGUGCGCCAUCGGUUGGAAAUGUAGAGGAUGAGUCUUCUAUUCAUGCUUCACUGCUUCAGUUUGGUGCUGAGAAUGAGGUGGAUGUGCCACUUCAUGAAACUAGGCUGCCCCAUUGGAUAUUGGCCGCAAACGUGGCAAUUUAUUCGAAUGAGACUGUUAGAGAAGAGAGCCCAAAGCCUCUCUGGGGUUGGAAUGAUGAUGAGACGCCGAAUGAUCAUCCGCCAUCCUCUCCUUGUUCCAAGUUAUGUGCGGUGCUUGAAAUGCCCUUGGCGCUUCCAAGACGCCUGACAAUUCCAGUUGUUGAUGAGGAGCGAUGGUCGAAAGGGUAUGCUGUGGCCAGUGCCUUUUUGGCACCCAUGUUUUUGGCGUUCCUUUGGAACACACGGGAUGGUGUGGGAACUCAGAGCGGAGAGAUUGCGUAUGUUAUUGGAGCUUCAGCUGGUGGUGUACUUGGAGUUCUAGCGAUCAUAUAUACCAUAGCUGAGCAUCCACCUGAGAAGUUCCUAUUUCCUUGGGUUCUUGGUGGAUUCUUUAUGAGUAUUAUUUGGUUCUACAUUGUUGCAACUGAGCUCGUUGCGUUACUGGCGACACUGGCCUUGAUAUUUGGCAUCCCGCCAUCGAUCCUUGGAUUAACGGUAUUAGCGUGGGGGAACUCAAUGGGUGACUUGACAUCUAAUCUUGCGCUGGCAACAAAUGGUAGAGACGGGGUGCAGAUUGCCAUGUCCGGAUGCUAUGCAGGGCCUGUGUUCAAUACUCUUGUUGGUUUGGGGAUCUCAAUGCUGAUUGGGGCCUGGUCAAAUAGACCCGCAUUAUAUGUAAUUCCGAAGGAUCAGAGCUUGUAUUUUACAAUAGGGUUUCUGGUGCUAGCGCUUGUUUGGUCGCUCAUCGUGUUGCCACGAAAGGACAUGAGCCCUAGUAAGGUGUUGGGAGUUGGCCUUGUGAUCAUCUAUGUGGCUUUUCUUUAUUUCAGGUUGAGCAUAGCAAUGGGUGCUUUGUCACUGGAUGAUUUAUGAAUGAACUUUACAAAAGACAAAUCUUUGAUAAUUUAUGAAUGCCGGCGGGCGGGGACGCAGUAGUAGUUUGGGAACCAGGCCAGGUAAUCCCUUUUUCUUACAGUAUUGUGGUAUGGUAACGUCAUGUACAGAGGCUGUAUAGAUCAAGAUGGACGCCAUGACUAUGGGUAAUGUCUAAUGUGAACAUGAUAGAAAGCUGGAUGCCUACUACUUGGUAUAUUAGAAAUGUUUUGUGGUAUUUACCUCUCCAAGAAAAGAAAAUAUCUUGUUGUAAAGAAGAUAGUCCUGAAAUCUACUAGUAGUACUAGGUGUGGUUCCAGUGCA
Molecule: messenger RNA, 2888 nt
Organism: Diospyros lotus (date-plum)
Lineage: Eukaryota; Viridiplantae; Streptophyta; Magnoliopsida; Ericales; Ebenaceae
Product: cation/calcium exchanger 3-like
Exons: 1
Coding region: 576-2564 (662 amino acids)
Biological process (GO): monoatomic cation transport; transmembrane transport
Cellular component (GO): membrane
Molecular function (GO): monoatomic cation transmembrane transporter activity
Source: RefSeq, a predicted model, not a curated record